GGGAGAGAGAGGACUGAGCACGACAACUUUGCCUGUUGCCAACAAAUAUGUCGCACAAACACACGAAUUUUCCACCUAAAAUCUUUUAAAAAUAUGAGUUUAGAUGCGUCCGAAUCGUUGCGGCAACAGUUCCAGUUAAUACAGGAACAACAGCAGAGAAAGCUCCUUGCCAGAAAACAGCGAAAGACAAAGAAUUCCGAGAAAACAGCCAAAGAAGAUGAAGAUGUAACGGCAGAAAACUUUUGGGGACAUGACGGGCACACUGAUAACCUAGAUUUGAAGCUUGAUUCUGUGGUACCAAGUGAUGGAGAUGCGUUCAUGCAAAAGGAAGUUGGAGAUCUCAAGGAUACAAUUAGGGUUUUGAAAGAUGAGAAUGGUAGACUCUACAAACUUCUUGGAGAAAGAGAUGAAGAAAUGAGGAUUUUGAGAAAAGCACGAGAUGAAGAGAAAAGAGCUUUGGCGGGUACUGGAGUGGCUGCCGACACCGCUGCUGGCAGAAUCAUGGAACUCUCAAAGAAGAACAGAGAACUGACAGCAGACUUGGAAAGUGAACGUAAUAAAUUAUGCCAGAUGAUGAAGAAAAUGAAGGAAAUGGAGAGAGAGAUUAUAUCAUCAGGAAUUAUGCAAAGUCAGUCUGGUGCGGAGUCAAAAUCCAAGCCAAAAUCUUCAGAUACAGAAAAGGACAAUUCAGAAGUAACAGCCUUGCAAGAGAAACUCAGCCAAACAAACAAUAAAGUGGCUGAGUUUAGGAAUCAGUGUGAGAAGUUAAAGAAAGACUUAAAGGUUGCACACAAGGUUAGUUUGAAAAAGAAAACUCUGUUUGGGGACAUUGAUGGUAACAUUUUGUCUCUGAGAAUUAACUGGCAGAAGUUACCUUGUAUGCACAUAAUUAUACUNGCGCGGAGCGGUUCGGCAACGUCUAACAACAUCCUCAUGAGGUCAGCCAUGAUGUCACCAUCCACAGCGCCAUCACAGUACGAUGAAAAACACCGCUCAGUGCUGAAAAAGAUCGAGAAAGAUCGCAAAGAGGCACAAGAGAAAACUCAGGCGGAGUUAGAGAGCCUGGACCAAGAACACACGAAACUACUACAGAAGCACGACGCAGCCAAGGCUCGUAACAAGGUGCUGGCCAGCGACUUGAAGGGACUGAAGCUCAAGUGCAGACGCUGCUGGAGAAAGGCGCCCAUGAUGAUGAGCUCAUUGCUGAAGCUUGAUUCACGACCUACGCAAGUACUGCAAAACACCACGGAAAAGUACCGGGAAUUAUCAGAGCGCGAGACCAAAUCUGUGGCGUGUAGUACGGAAGAUUUACAAACUAUGGAAGAAAGAUUAGACCGAAGUGCCCCAAGUUACGACGAUGCCCCUCAAGGCCCCUUAUACAGAGGAACAACACCUGUCUAUGGCUCUGUGAACGGUUCUGUAGAAGGCCCGUUGUUUAGAGGGCCUUUCGCAGAUAGCGUCGAGAACGGUGGGCCUCAAAAUAACAUGCACGUGACACAUAAGGGACACGCGACUGCUUCACAACUCCAACGAGAAGGACCCAGUCGAACCCAGGUUUCAUCGGUUCCCAGCAGUCCAAAUCGACGGCAUUUAGUGUCCAGAACAAGGGUGAAUGGCAUGUCGGGAAGAGGCUCUGCGCAGGGAUACCAGCUUCCUCCCACACCACCCAGCGGAGGGCGAGGAAGCAGGGCACGAAGGAAUAGUGCUGGGAACAGCGAGGAAAUCCAGGUAUUAAGAUCUCAAGUACAGGAGAGCAAGUCGUUGUGUCAAGCCGCUGAAGUUGAGAGGGAUCGACUGUUAGAGCUGGUGACUCUCCUGCAGAGAAGGUGA
Orbicella faveolata is the source of this 1830-nucleotide messenger RNA. Its product is annotated as coiled-coil domain-containing protein 13-like. Gene Ontology annotation, cellular component: centriolar satellite. Gene Ontology annotation, biological process: cytoplasmic microtubule organization; non-motile cilium assembly. The record is from RefSeq and is a predicted model, not a curated record. Lineage: Eukaryota; Metazoa; Cnidaria; Anthozoa; Scleractinia; Merulinidae.